Molecule: messenger RNA, 1940 nt
Organism: Carassius auratus (goldfish)
Lineage: Eukaryota; Metazoa; Chordata; Actinopteri; Cypriniformes; Cyprinidae
Product: BTB/POZ domain-containing protein KCTD6-like
Exons: 3
Coding region: 366-1079 (237 amino acids)
Biological process (GO): protein homooligomerization
Molecular function (GO): protein binding
Source: RefSeq, a predicted model, not a curated record
GCUCAUCCCACACUGAUGUCCCUCUCAUCCGUCCUCCUCUGUGUGAAUCCAUAAACAAAUAGAGCUAUUUUGCAGCCUUUACUCAAUCAAACGAGUCUCUUUUGAACAUAAGGCUUUCAAUAUUUACUUCUAUUUUGAAAAAGUAACGAAAAGCCCCUAAACUAUCCCUGUUUAUUUCCCCUAUCCUCCAUAAUCCAGAUGCUAAACGAGAAGAAACAACUGAAGUCCAUCGGACGAGGAGCAGAGACUAAAAUCCCUGAGAUUUAACGUAUUUGCAACGAGUUUGCUGCAGGUGAAGUGUUUCUACCCCAAAAAGGCUGCUGAGAGCGUCAUUCAUUGCAUCAUUGAAAAGGACCAUUGGCCACAUGGAGAAUGGAGACUGGGCACACAUGAUGAUGGAUACGGUUACCCUAAAUGUUGGUGGCCAUUUGUACACCACAUCGCUUUCCACCCUCCAACGUUAUCCGGACUCAAUGUUGGGUGCCAUGUUUCGUGGUGAUUUUCCCACCACACGAGAUGCCCAGGGCAACUAUUUCAUAGAUCGAGAUGGUCCUCUAUUCCGUUACAUCUUGAACUUUUUACGAACCUCGAAACUAACGCUUCCAUGUGACUUCAAAGAAACAGAGCUCCUUCGGAAGGAAGCAGACUUUUAUCAGAUCGAGCCCUUGAUCCAUUGUUUAGGAGACACCAAACCUCUUUAUCCAUUGGACACAUUUGAGCAAGUGGUAGAACUUUCAAGUAUUCGUAAGCUGUCCAAGUACUCAAACCCGGUGGCAGUCAUUAUCACCCAACUCACUAUCACCACCAAAGUUCACGCGCUACUUGAAGGCAUCUCCAACAACUUCACCAGAUGGAAUAAACACAUGAUGGACACCAGAGACUUUCAAGUGUCUUUUACCUUUGGACCAUGUGACUACCACCAAGAGGUUUCCCUUCGGGUGCAUCUGGUGGAGUACAUCUCCAAGCAAGGCUUCACAAUUCGCAACACGCGGGUGCAUCACAUGAGUGAACGCGCCAAUGAGAACACGGUAGAACAUCACUGGACAUUUUGUAGAGUUGCGCAAAAGGUUGAAGACUGAUUGAUGCUGCAGUCAUGUCUGAAUAUAAAAAUAUUUAUUGGUAAAAUUCAAAUAAAUUUGAGCAAUUACGAGUUUAACAAAGAUAUGAGUGAUUUUUAAUAGUUGCAAACUCAUAAUUAAGGUAAUUCUGAAAUUACCUGUACACACCACAUCUCCACUGCAGGUCCGUUUGAGGCAGCCAGUAAUGAAAAUGCACAAUGAAAAUGUUUUUUGUUGUAUUUGGGUGAACUUGUCCUACUGAGUUUUAUGCAUCUUCUCACCCACUUCAGAUGUUUAUAGACAAAGGGAAACUGAACAAUUUCUAGAACUACUAUAUACCUCAUAUACCUGGAAAAAGUGACCCAAUAUUUUCUUAAUUUCCAAAUCCAUAUAUGCAACCUAAAUCUGCAUAUAUCUGAAAUGUUAAUAUAUAAUGCAUCAGUGUUUAAUAUACAGUAUUCAGUUGUAUUUAUAGUAUGUCUGCAGAUAUUUUGUCCUGUGAUUGAGUCCUUCAACUGUAAAUGGUUUGCAUGAUUCUGUGGUAUCUGCACUAUUGUUGAUUCAGUAUUAUUUCCCCUUUGAUAUAUCUGAAAAUGAUGUAAUUCGCAUGAUGCUCAAUGUUUUGUUGCCAAAAGCUUUGAGCAAAACAAUACCUCUUAUGACCAGCUUUUAGACCAGACCAAAUUUUGGAGUUAAUGUCACAUUUAAAAUACAGUUUAGUCUCAAAAUGCAUGUAAGACUCAGGUUAGCAUCUUUAAAGCUGAGAACAUCCAUUAAAAUGUAAGAAUUCAUUCGUGUGUGUAAUGAAUUUUGACCUAAACAUUAAAAACAAGCGUUUCAUCAUACUUUGUUUUUAUUUGGUUGUAGACAUUUUUGAAUAAC